Molecule: messenger RNA, 844 nt
Organism: Fomitiporia mediterranea MF3/22
Lineage: Eukaryota; Fungi; Basidiomycota; Agaricomycetes; Hymenochaetales; Hymenochaetaceae
Exons: 3
Coding region: 91-753 (220 amino acids)
Source: RefSeq, a predicted model, not a curated record
CAGACUAUACCUGCGCUUGGGCAGCGACGUCCGUGCUGUUCGAUACUCUACAACUAACUGGACUGGGCACGUAUACCUACCCAUAUUCACAUGCUCGUCGAAUUCUCAAGCUCAAAUCGUACUCGUUCCGGAUCCAAAUCGACUAUAAAACCUUUAGUCGGCCUCCUAGCGUUCUCAGUACUCCUCGGCACAGCAUGCGCGCUUCCACCAUACAUUCUCCUUCGACGUCGGCUCGUACGACUUGAAGCUGAGUUGAGUAAACUAAAUGCGUCAGCAAUAGGGACGGGGCUGGUGCGUGCCCGGACUGCUGAGGUGUUACGCGAGGUGAAGGCACUUUCAGUGCAAGUUGAUGCGGUGAAGGCACAGGUAGAUAGGAUGGGUGGGGAUGUGAAGGAUAUGAGGAGUAUUGGGUUGAAGGAGAGGACUAGGUUGGCUGGUGUUGAGACGAGGUUUGAUAGUUUGAGCGAGCAGCUAAAGUUAUACGAACAACGAGUCCUCGCUGCGUUAGCUGCGGAACAAAAGAGAAACAGCAAGACGGACGAGGAGAUUAACGGGCUUCGAAAGACAGCAGACAAGAACGCGAACAACUUAAGUAAAGUAGCAGUCUCACUCGCCGACAUCGCAGAUUUCAUCGACAGAUCUGAAAUCGAGCAGGGCGUGUUACCGGAGCAAGGGAAGGAGAGCAGCAAACACGUGAAUGCGUUGAGGGAUUCGGCGUUGCGUGUUUUGGAGAGCAUGCAUAAGGCGAAUUGACAUUUAUGUGGAUCUUGUGGAUUGGAGGUUGUACAUAAUAUGAUAUCAAUUUCUGUGGUUGUAGCAUAAAUAUUACAAUAAAUAUGUAUUU